Alternaria ethzedia is the source of this 1173-nucleotide messenger RNA. RefSeq lists its product as uncharacterized. Lineage: Eukaryota; Fungi; Ascomycota; Dothideomycetes; Pleosporales; Pleosporaceae. The transcript is spliced from 4 exons. The coding region runs from base 1 to 1173 and encodes 390 amino acids. The record is from RefSeq and is a predicted model, not a curated record.
AUGUCUGCCCAGCGGAUUGGCAUUUUUACCAUCGACUUCCCGGAUCCGCUCGUGAUCGACUACGAUAACAACCAGUUCAUCACCCUGAACGACUCCGUCUCGUUCCAGUAUCGCAUCCUCAACAACAUCCAGACCCUGUCCACCAAGGGCGUCGACAGCAACCAGGACCCAUACGGCAUUCUCUACGUCCCCGAUGUCAGCACAAACAGCUGUAGGGAACAAGAACGACUUCACGUGCCCGAGAAUGCGACGCGGAUAGCGAACCUGCCCACCGACAAGGACUACGCCCUCAUCGCCGUUGCGCCCUGGUUCUCCGCGCAAUGUACGACGGAGUACUUCGCCGCCGCGCGCAACCUUCCCACCAAGGCCUUCCUCACAUAUCAGCCAGGCGACACCAACGCCAAGCCCCCAGUGCUGAACGAUGCGUCGUGGAACCUUGAGGAUGGCGGUAGUUGGCAGACGGCUAACGACUUUCCCACCUACGCCCUGUCGUCAAUAACGGGCAACAAUAUCAUGGAUCAGCUGAACGAGUACUCUGGAAAUCUCAGCUCAGUGCCCCAUGCCGACGAACUAUCACAGAUCUACAACUCGUCCGACUAUGUGCGGCUAUGGGCAACCGUCAGUACUGACUCCGGUGGUCAGCUUCCAAGUCUAUGGGUCUUCCUCGUCAUCGUACUAGCAAUCCUCCUCGUCGCUGUCAGCAUCACCUCCCUCAUCAUGCAUAUCAUCCAACGGAGACGGCGCAACGAUCUCCGCGAGCGCGUUCUCAACGGCCAGGUUGACCUCGAAGCGUUGGGCGUCAAGCGCCUCACAGUCUCGCAACAAGUCCUUGACAAACUUCCCAUACAUACCUACACUGCUCCUGCCACUGCGAGUGAGCCCGAGAAAGCGACCACACUCCAACCGCCGAAUCAAACACUGGGAAUGCUACAUGCCGCUGUAGAUGCGGAAACUGGACACAAGGGGGCUCCGUUAUCCCGUCGCUCAUCUGCGCCCACAGUGCCUACAUCUGGCGUGUCGGCUGCGUGGUCUCAGCCUACAUGUCCAAUUUGCAUGGAUGAUUUCGAGACCAACGAGACUCAAUGCACAUACAGCGAGCGCCCAACCAAGCUCUGCAUCCACGGCACCAGCACUGCCAACUCGACCGCCGGUGGCUUUUGGGUCGCUUGGUAG